GAUUAAUAUAUACUUUUUUUUUAGCUACUAUAAACCUGAAUUUGUUUUCGGACAGCCCAAUAUAAUACUUUAUUUUACAGCAGAUAGUAUUUAUUAGUCACCUUUGAUAUUUUAUAAAAACAUUUCUUAUUCACUUAGUUUUACCUGGGUUCAUAAAUAAUGCAACCAUAGAUUUCCGUGAAUUAAUCUGGACUUUGUGGCAACAAUGAAAUAAAUAGCCAAUUAAACAAUACGAUCGGCGGCGCUCGAAAUAUUUUUACCUGAAAGAUUCAUUUUUGUCUAAUGUUAUAGUGAAAAUUUUAAGGAAGCAUAUGACUUUGUGUUGACAUUUGGGGUUUGAAUACAGCUUUUAUAAAAAAAGAUGAUCCGGUACGACGAAUCUUGGAUGGUAUCAUUGAAUGAGACUUAUCAACGAGGAGAGAAGCUGCGAUAACGGAAUUGAUAAUGGACCAGCCAGCUGUUCAGAAAUGGGUGUCAACAAUCUCUAGUGAUUAGGUUAGGUGAUGCUUAUUGUUUGGUGGACCUUGUGGCUGUACCCCGUCACAGCGAUGGCGCCCGACCUGGCCACGUGCAACAGGAAGUGGGUAAGGAUGACCGACCGCAAUUACCAAAGGGCCAUCAAGCACUACGCAGAUUGCGUCCUCCUCGGCCAAGCACUCGAUCCACCGACAAGGGAACUCUUCCAAUCCAACAUCGUCAUCAACCUCCAGAAGACCUGCGACUACUUCUUCCAAAGGACCUCCCUGCCUACUUCUGGUCUGAUCGGAGUCGUCAGAGAAGUGGCAAAGAUUCUCGAGGGCUUCGAGGAGACAGCGACAGUAUCUGGGAAAAUUCACAAUAACUUAUCAUGGUCGACGGCUAAGGGUCAAUGCAAUGUAAGCUUAUCACCUUUUGAUGAUCGUAAAUGUCCCAAACCAACUCGUCCUCCGUACAAAUGCAAGGAUAGUAGUCAAACCACUUCAUCAGAAUCAGACAAAGCAAGCUGUUCCCAAACUGCAAUGUAUUUUAUGCUCUUGCUCUUCUUGCUACUACUCCUCUUACAAAUAAUAUUCAUCAUAUGGUUCUGCUGUUGUAACAAUUGUAUAUGUCUGGAGAUGUGCAGGAGUGAAAGGUUUUGCGCCUGUGGCAGUGAAGACACCGUCGGCAGGGAUGAAUCUCCAGUUACAGAAGUCUAUCAUAUGACCGAGAUACAACAAGAUUUGGCAUCUUUGUCAUCCGAAAAUAUAGGAUCUGAUUCAGAGUUCGAGGCCCUGCUGAAGAUGACGAGGCUGCCCAAGGCGAAGAGGCAGUGGCACAGUAAGGAAGCCGAUUGAUGAGCCGCUAUUCUUGGCGGGGUUGCCCUGCUGUCUGCCCGCACCACUACCAUCAUCUGGCCCCUCUCCAGCCCACUCAGACUAUCGAUAAUGACGAAUAUAAUUUAUUUAAAAAAAUUAUAAUGUUGGAAGACGAUGAGAAUGGGGUGCCGAGGAAUGGACGAGAGUACCACGGCCUUCCAGAUCCCGAGGAAGGGAAUUUCCUGCAUCUCGUACAAGAGGUUUUGAACUAACCUAUACCGAUAUCGAUUGCGACAUCUGAAAGCAACUUCGUAACUAAAACUUGAAUAUACAUACUAUAAUAAAAGAGGCAUACAUUUUA
This is a messenger RNA of Nezara viridula (southern green stink bug), 1635 nucleotides long. The record is from the annotation of a GenBank genome assembly. Lineage: Eukaryota; Metazoa; Arthropoda; Insecta; Hemiptera; Pentatomidae.